Messenger RNA from Megalops cyprinoides (Indo-Pacific tarpon), 1965 nucleotides. It is a transcript of the gene plcxd1.2, whose product is annotated as PI-PLC X domain-containing protein 1. The record is from RefSeq and is a predicted model, not a curated record. The coding region runs from base 239 to 1294 and encodes 351 amino acids. Gene Ontology annotation, biological process: lipid metabolic process. The transcript is spliced from 8 exons. Gene Ontology annotation, molecular function: phosphoric diester hydrolase activity. NCBI's taxonomy places the organism in Eukaryota, Metazoa, Chordata, Actinopteri, Elopiformes, Megalopidae.
UGGCGACUUCCUUGUUUGUCUUAUUUCCUGAAACUUUCAGAAAAGCGCUUUUCAGAGUGCUGCAACAGAAACAGGUCCUUUGGUUGUUGGAUGGGUGUUGUUGCUGUGUCGUGCCCACGAUUAAAUGGCAGGAUGAGUUGUCUGAUUUAAAAUAGUCCAAAUGUCUUAUGAUACGUUUUAGAGAUGUGACCCUCCAAAGGAAGCGUUCACAACGAGCAUCCAAAAAUGGCUUCGUCGAAUGCAAACACCCAGAACUUUGAGGACUGGAUGUCAAAUCUCCCUGAAACAUUAUGGAACAUUCCACUGUACAACCUUGCCAUUCCAGACACACUUUCAAAUUAAAACGAGGCUUGAGACGCUUCCAAGUGAGAAUCGACGGUGGCAUUACAUUGCUAAGUACCAAAGCGCACAUGCUGUCAGAAUAUCCAAAGGCAGUCAUGACACUAUGACUUACUGCCUUGACAUCAGUUCCCCUCUGGUCCAAUCUGAGUCUGACACCUUCAGACUGGUGGAUGGACUCUUUUACUGCCUUACCCGACCUGCCAUUUACAGAUGGGCAACAACACAGGAGAGGAGUAUUGUGGAACAGAUGAAGGCAGGCAUUCGAUAUUUCGACCUCCGCAUUGCUCACAAACCAAGCGACACCUCUGAUGAUCUUUACUUCACACAUGUCAUCUUCACGUUUUCCACUGUAGUGGAAGCGCUGGAGGACAUUGCCAGGUGGCUUGACUGUCAUCCUAAGGAGGUUGUCAUUUUAGCCUGCCGUGAGUUUGAAGGCCUAAGUGAAAAGCUUCAUGAGAAAUUCAUUUUUUCUUUGAAGAAGAUUUUUGGAUCUAAACUAUGUCCUCAAAAGAGUUCUGACCUGACCCUGCAGGGACUAUGGGCUUCAGGGCAACAGGUGAUCCUGUCCUAUGAACAUCAGACGGUACUGAGACAUCCGGAACUUUGGCCAGACAUUCCUUAUUGGUGGGCUAACCAGCGCACUGCAUCAGGAGUGAUCCACUACCUGGACUGGCAGAAAGAGAUUGGGCGCCCAGCGGGCUUCUUUGUGUCAGGACUGAACCUGACAGCUGACAGGCGCUACAUCACGUUCCAUCCCUGCGAGUCCCUCCGUACGCUGACCCAGAAGAACCAGGAAUGCCUCAUGGACUGGCUCCGGGACCAGCAUCCUGGGUCACGCCCCGACAGUCUCAACAUAAUCGCUGGAGACUUUGUUGGCUCUGUCCACUUCUGUCCCCUUGUCAUCGCCCUCAAUGAGAAGCUUGUCCAGGUGAAGGAUGGAGGAUACAUCUGAAAACAGAGCCUUGGACCUUUCAUUCUACUUCUGGACCUAAGGGCCAUAUUUUCAAAAGAGAUGGUCUAAUUGCUAGUUUUGUGCACAAAUAAGAAAUACAAGUGUAAGGAAGGAAUCUGUAUAUUUCACUUGUUAAUGUUUACAUACUUUUUACCAUAUGCUUAUGUAUUAUUAUUUCUACAUUUACGUAGAACACAUUUGUCAAGUUAAGCUCUAGGAUAUUUGGGUGAAGUGGGUUAUUCGGUGUUUACAUAUUUUCAGGUGACAAGGGCAAACUUACUGAAUUUCACUGUGUACCAAUGAGAUGUGUCAAUGAGGUUUAGCAGCAAAAUCAAUUUAAGUGAAAACACAGAGCCCUUGGGUUUUAUGUGUGUUCAAAAAGUAAUUGUUUACAUAGAGUGCAGUGUGUGGCAAUGUAUUUACAGAGUGAUCUAAACUUGUAAUAUGUCCUUACACUGCAGUAUAAAAUUAUUAAGGGACAAAUAAUGGCCCUGUUAAUAGUUGUGUUGGCAUCUCUCCCAGAGUAAUGGCAAAACCUUCAUUUCACCUCUAGCUGGCAUUAAUAAGAGGAUUCCCCUAAGUACUCAAUGCCCCAAACAGCCCCUGACCUUACAUGUUUCAACAAAUUAGGUUCUAACCAUACCUCUGACGCAUCUCAAGGAGCCUUAAGG